Messenger RNA from Symsagittifera roscoffensis, 2366 nucleotides. Its product is annotated as gamma-tubulin complex component 4-like. Gene Ontology annotation, molecular function: gamma-tubulin binding; microtubule minus-end binding. The coding region runs from base 190 to 2172 and encodes 660 amino acids. The record is from RefSeq and is a predicted model, not a curated record. The transcript is spliced from 5 exons. NCBI's taxonomy places the organism in Eukaryota, Metazoa, Xenacoelomorpha, Acoela, Convolutidae. Gene Ontology annotation, cellular component: equatorial microtubule organizing center; gamma-tubulin complex; spindle pole. Gene Ontology annotation, biological process: meiotic cell cycle; cytoplasmic microtubule organization; mitotic cell cycle.
AAAAUAAACUAAAACACCCGAAUAAUUGUAUUCAAAUGGUCGGAACAAUUAAGUCUUAUUAUUGUCGCUCAUUAAUCAUUUGCUUAACUUGAACUCAUAGAUGACUCUGUUAGUGAGAAGUGAGAGGAAAGGUGAGUAGCUUCAAAUGAACAGUAAGUAUAGCCACAAUUCAAUUCCAGAUAUCCCCGAAUGUUGCACGAAAUAGUGUACCUUUUGUUCGGCAAAGCGGGCAGUCUUUUUCACACCACAAAUUCUUCAAUUGAAGUGAACGAAGACAUCCCGUUUUUCCACCCCCAUGAAGUAGUUUUGAUUAAUCAGUUGGGUCGACUUGGAUUCUGUUAUAUGAAGUUGGAGCUCUUUGUUGAAAAUAACUGCACAGCAACUAGUUUGUACCGAUCAGCGUUUGUUUCUGGACUCAAUGUGUAUUUGAACCAGUACAGACAGACCUUGGUUGACCUUGAGAACGAUCUUUUGACCUCUACAAAAGCGACGCUGUCUACGAUUAAGCACAGAGUAACUUAUCCAUAUCAGUUUGUACUGCCUGACUUGUGGAGUUUAUGUCAGAGUAUAGACGAGAAAAACGCGAAUGACGUUACAAUAUUGGAUCUGCUGCAUUAUUUGACUACUAGUGGAAAGAGUGAUUUGUGUGAGGCUCUAAGACUGAUACAGUUUCAUUGUCACAAUGUGUUCUUUGCUCAGGUGAGUUCUCUGAUGUUGCAUGGACUGCUGUUGGACAUGAACGAGGAGUUCUUCAUUGUGAAGCGGGAGCUGAGAGGGGGAGGAGGAGGAGGAGGAGUGGGCGAGAAUGGGGCAGGGGAUGAAGACGGGAAUGAAGUUGCAGAAGCAAAUGAAGACAACCAGUUGGUCUCUUCCUCUUCUGCUGUGGCUGUGGCUGCUGUUGUGCCGACUGAGCUCGACGACAGGGUGGAUCUGAAAUGUUCCUUCCACAUCCUCCAUCACAGACUCCCCCCUUACAUACUCCCUCACGUGGCAGAGAAGAUGAGAUUUGUGGGGGAGUCUGUGCGCAUGUUCCAACACGACUCACACAACAACACCAGAUACGAGUCCUUCUUUGCCAAGGAAUCCUAUUUCGCACAGCAGUUGGAUGAUCUUGCAAACAAGGAAAGAUUCUCAAUACGAGAGUUUGAACACGUGGUAGAAGAUAUCCGAAGUCACGUGGCCAAAGAACUCUGGUCACUUAUUGUGGAGCAGUCUAACCUUGUCUCCGCCUACGAGCAGAUCCGAAGCUUCCAUCUUCUCGGAGACGGACAACUCAUGCUUCUUUUCAUUCACUUAGCCAAACCAAUUCUAUAUUUCCCAAUUGGCCGAAACACAGAGUACGAUGUAAACUGCGCUCUCCUACGCGCUCAUUCGACCUUGAACCCAGUCACCUCGUUUGACCUUAAGUUCACUGACCUUGACCGAGUAAAAUUAUCCUUAGACAAACUGGUAAGCCCGAAUAUGACUGGUAAUGGAGAUGAUCCAGGGUCCAAACGAGAAACAAGUGGCGAUAAUUGGUCCAGGGUUUCGAUUGGAUACGAACCUCAAUGGCCUUUACAUUUCGUGUUUACGACCUCAAUUUUAGAUAGAUGUAACAAAUUGUUCAAAUUCCUGCUAAACAUCAAACUAAUUGAAGACGAAUUGCACCAAAUAUGGGUCAAUUUAAUCUCGAUGCGCAAAUCAAGUUUGGCCAAAAAGCUACCAACGUUUUUCAAUGCCAGGGCCUGCAUGUCGUUUUUGGUCGAAAACUUUUACUAUUAUCUACAAGUUGAUGUUAUAAGUUCCAAUUACCUAAAAACCAUCACAGCAAUAAAUAGUACAAAAGAUUAUGAGACAUUGAUAGUUGAAAAUGAGAAGUUUAUAUCUCAAAUAAUGGUUCAAAGCUUCGUCGAAAUGGCGCCUGUGAAGAACUGCGUGACGAAUAUUCUAGAAGUUUGUCACAUCUAUCAUCGGCUGAUUGAGAAAAUAUCGAUUGAUGACUCAAUGGAUCAGAAACAUCAGGAUGUUUUUGAGAAAGUCGUUCGCAAAUUCAACAAACAGUCAUCGACUCUCUAUAAGACGCUAAGUAGUGUUAUGGGAUACCAACCGAACCCGUAUCUCUGCCAGUUAUUGAUGCGGCUGGAUUUCAACGGGUUUUAUUCGGAGUGUAACGGGAGUCUGAUCAAAUUGUAGGCAACGAACAAACGAAAAUAAUUGCGUCGAAAACUUUUCCCUAACUGUAGAUCAAAAGGGCGUAUUCAUGUAUAGUAACAUUUGAUACGCUAAUUUUGUAAAGAAACUAUUGAUAAUUAAAUAUAAUUUUUACGGACUCUGUCUCCGCAAAUUUGAGUCUUUUUCAAAGUUUCAUUCAUCUCAUUCACUUUAUA